This is a messenger RNA of Penicillium canariense, 501 nucleotides long. Its product is annotated as cytochrome P450 monooxygenase. The transcript has a single exon. Bases 1 to 501 code for a protein of 166 amino acids. The record is from RefSeq and is a predicted model, not a curated record. Lineage: Eukaryota; Fungi; Ascomycota; Eurotiomycetes; Eurotiales; Aspergillaceae. Gene Ontology annotation, molecular function: monooxygenase activity; heme binding; oxidoreductase activity, acting on paired donors, with incorporation or reduction of molecular oxygen.
AUGAAGUUCCUGGCUGACCAUCAGGCCCAGACCAAACUCCGCCACGCGCUAGAGGCCGCCUUCCCCACCGCUGUCGCCGCAGCACGCGAUCCAGCUAUCCAGGAGAUUACGGGCACGAACAUCCCCUACCUCGACGCCACCUUGGAGGAGACUCUGCGCUGUGCCGUGACCGCCCCGGCCGUCGAUCGGGUUGCGGUGGUGGACACCGAGCUGCUCGGGCAUUGGGUCCCCAAAGGCACUGUGGUGACCUGUUUCGUGACGGGACCCAGCAUGAUGAGCUCCGGCUUCGACAUUGACGAAACCUGGCGGAGUCCCACCAGCCAGGCAGCCUGGAAAAAGGGCCAAGUGCGAGCGUGGGAUCCCGCGGACAUGGGGGUCUUCCGUCCAGAUCGCUGGAUCGUGCACGAGAAGCAAGGGGCCAGUUUAGUGCCACGGCCGGGCCCCAGUUGGCCUUUGGGCUCGGUGCUCGUGGGUGCUAUGGCAAGAGGCUGGUGUAUCUAG